UGAACUAUGCAUACUCUGUUCUUUAUAAACAUCAUUUUUGUGACGUACAAAAUGCUGAAGUUUUGGUGUCUAAUAGUGAAAAUCUAACAUGUAACAAGAAAGGCUAGUUGCUCCCAUUAAAUGCACUUAGCCUGACGGUGGUUAAUAAAGCCCUGAGGGGAUCCUCUCCAAGUUUAAUUACUGCGAGACUAAUAGCCACUAAAGAAAAUAAGAUCUGCUAACAGAGUGCGAUCAUUUGAACAUUUCCAUCAGCUUUCAAAAGUCUCACAGCUGUCCUCUUACCGCGGCCUUUGUUCCGUCCAAUACAGCAGAGACUGAAAACCUACUUAGUUAACGUUAAUCAGUAAAUCCAGCACCUUGGAGGCCAAAUUGUAUCCACUUUACACCACAAUAGACACAUUGUCUCCAAUUCUUUGUAAUUAUCAAAGUCAUAUUCUCCCAUUAGCCACCAGUGUAUUUCUUUGACCUCUGGACUCCCACCGGUGUAAUUGCACAUCACCGCCCCCAAUAUAUUUUUUCUCCUCUUUCCUCUCUUUCCCAUCUUUCCUUCAGGCAGCCUAUGUGCUCCAUUUCAACUCUCAUUGGUGUGGAUGGAAAUCUCUGGAAUUAAAUUAUCAAGGAAAGUGUGAUGCAUCUCACCUUCCCGUGGCGCCCUGCGAGGGCAUGAGGCUGCGAGGCCGGAGGGAUUUCUACCCCGACUCCUACCUGCAACUGGCCCCUCCUCCACCUAGUCCUGUUGCCUGGUUGCCCGGGGUCCUCAGCAAGGGAGUACGCCUUCGCCUGCGCUUGGAUCGCCUUGACAACCGUGGGCGGGGCUGCUGGCAGCUGGUGGACUCGGAGGAGGAGUCAGAGCCAGUUGGGCCGAGGGGCCGGGCCAACGACACCUGCGCUCAAAGUCUGAUGAGUACGUUGUACGCCGGCUCAGAGAUGCAGAGUCCCGCUCUCGGCCCCCAGUUCGCAGCGGGGCCCCAGGGCAAGGUGCCCGGCAGGAAGAGAGGACGGCCUCCCAUCCGUAAACUGGAGUUCCAGGGCCACUACGCUGAGACCAUGUCGCCUCUCAAGGUGCCGAAGAAGAGAGGCAGAAAGCCCGGCUUUAAGCUGAAGCCCAGGAUGGUGAUGUCCCCACUAGCUAACUCUCCUCCCAGCAGCACACCGGGACCCGAGAUGGGCUCCAUCCCUCAGGAUGCUGCCAUUGUCCCCCACUCUGCCACACCACAGGUCCUGACAGCAGAGACGUCGAUGCCCGACGACUUCUUGUGUGACCCACCGGCGGACUCCAAGCGGUACGCCGUGGACCCCAGCGACUCCGCCUUCAAUGUCAUGACAUCACAGUACCCACCGAAGCACUCCUACGGUCACCGUGGCAGCAGUUGCUCCACCCCCAUGGGCCUGUGCAGACAAGCGUCGAGCCCCGGAAACUUCCAGGAUGCAAACAGGAGUGCUUACAGUCCAAUGCCAGACUCGGCAGAUUGCAAGCGCCCCGCCGGCAAGGACCCGUCCGGCUGGAACGUUGAGGAGGUUGUUCGGUUCAUCAAAGACGCUGACCCCCAAGCCCUGGGACCCCACGCCGAUGCGUUCAGGAAGCAUGAGAUAGACGGAGACGCUCUGCUCUUGCUGAAAAGUGAGAUGAUGAUGAAGUAUCUGGGGCUGAAGCUGGGACCUGCACUUAAACUCUGUUACCACAUUGACAGGCUUAAACAGAACCGUUUGUGAUUUUCUGCAGAGGAGUCGAAACUGCUGAUCACCUUUCACUGAAACUGCAAACGCUGCUGGUUCUGUGAAACCUUUCCAGCCAACAGCGACACAUCAUGAAUGCCUUUGGAUCCGGAUUCGUUGACAAGUGGGACUGGUUGACUCUACAUAUUUCGACUAUUUGCAGCAUCUUCGUUCACCGGUUAUCUAAAUGGCUUUAGAUUGUAAAUAGCUUAGCUCCACGAAGAUGGCAGCUGCUGAAUACUGGAAUGGAAGCCGUCCAAUUUUCAAUCCUCAUCACGGACGCUGUACCAACACCCGCGAGACCCGAGGGGGGCUGAACAAACACGUACGGCGCUUGACCUUGGACAUGAUAUUUAAACUUUGUUUUUGGGAUACAGCACAAUGCUUCUGCAAUUUUGAAAUAAUGGUUUUGUUAGUUAGUUUUAUUGUGUUUUAAAUGUACAAUAAUGUUGCCCCAGGUAGCACUCCUAGACAAACUUUAACUUAUUACUGAUAUCGUCAACUUCCAGUAUGUAAAUCAUUUGAGUUGUUGUGAAACGCAAGAGUAUGAAAAACUGUAAAAAAAAAAAAAAAAAAUGUUUUGCCGCAGACCACCGCACAGUACAAGGGCGUUGCAUCCAUCAGAGGUGCAUCAGGGACAAGACAAGAAGGAAAUGAGACAUAUACAUAGUUUUUGUGUUUUUUAAUAUGUUUCUCAUGAUUUUAUUACAAACUGGUGCUCACUGAAACCGUUACUGCCACUACAAUCAAAACACGUAACCACACUUACCACCAUGGUUGACUUCCAAACCGUUUACAUUCUUCUCAUGCAAUAGUUUUUAGUCAUUUUGAAUAUAAAUGCAUCUCAGUCAUGUUUAACUCUGUCAAAAAUUAUGCAGUAUUUCAUCUCUAGACUAUUAAAAGUUAAAAUCCAUUGAGUGAGAUAUCUUGAGCAUUAUCUUGUAUACAAAUGAAUGAUCAGUUGAUGAUGACAAACAUUUGGUUAAAAACUUUUCUUUUUCUAACUGUACAGGGACCUACUUAUUAAUCACUUUAAUCGUCUGUGUUCUGUGGCUGUCUUUUCAUGUUGUCAAUACUGAGUAUGUCUAUGAAUGAUUGUAUGUAUUUCAUAACUUUCUUGAGUCAGAGGAAGCUUUCAGCAUUAAACUUUAACAUUUGCCUUUCCAAUUUGACAUCUUGAUUCAAGUCACUUGCAGGAAAUGAGGCUAUAUGUUACAACUACCCAAACUAGAAAUUUCCAAAUAUUUUCCAUGUUUCAAUUUUUUUUCAUCAAACUUGUAACCUAUAUUAAAUCAAUUUGGACUCCCUUAUGACCUUCCUUUCCUAUUCAAUGUGAUGUUUUUAACCCUUUUUGUUCAGAAAAAAUAAACUUUCAUGUUCAAUGAAACGUA
This is a messenger RNA of Pungitius pungitius (ninespine stickleback), 3107 nucleotides long. RefSeq names its product Scm polycomb group protein like 4 (gene scml4). The transcript is spliced from 7 exons. Gene Ontology annotation, cellular component: nucleus. Gene Ontology annotation, molecular function: histone binding; chromatin binding. Lineage: Eukaryota; Metazoa; Chordata; Actinopteri; Perciformes; Gasterosteidae. The record is from RefSeq and is a predicted model, not a curated record. Bases 664 to 1713 code for a protein of 349 amino acids. Gene Ontology annotation, biological process: negative regulation of DNA-templated transcription.